Lathyrus oleraceus (garden pea) is the source of this 582-nucleotide messenger RNA. RefSeq lists its product as uncharacterized. NCBI's taxonomy places the organism in Eukaryota, Viridiplantae, Streptophyta, Magnoliopsida, Fabales, Fabaceae. The transcript has 3 exons. Bases 1 to 582 code for a protein of 193 amino acids. The record is from RefSeq and is a predicted model, not a curated record.
AUGGUAAAAAUUAUAACUACGACUAAGGCACAAGGAAGACCCCCCCGACUUAAUGAGUUGUUUGUGAAGACCCGUACAAAAAAAUCGGGGGAUUUGGUUGAUGAUCGGUCGAGAAGAACUAUAGAGGAGUAUCAAAGAUUGCUCACACAAUUUCUAGUUGAAAAUCCUCAAUAUACACCUGUUGGUUCUAAUCCGCUUGAUCCACGCGUGGAUAUGUAUAUUUGGAGCUUAGUCACUGGAGGGAAGGGACGUAAUGGGUGUUUUUUUGGUGUUGGUCCUUUGGCUGGCAACUACAGAACCGGAGAUAGAACUUUAUUUGAUAGAGUUGCAAGUGGGGAAGGAACGUCCCGUCCAACACAAUUGACACCUGAAAUGAUGGAAACGGUGAGGCAACUGGCUCUAACAGAGGCUAGACGAGAGACGGCGGAGCGUGAGGCGGCGUUAAAGGCCGAAUUAGAGGAAAUGAAAAAAAGACAACACGAUAUGGAGGAGCAAAUGAGACAAUUUAUGCAGUCCAUGAGUAGAAAUCAAAAUCAAAGAACAAGUGAAGACGAUGAAGAUGACGACGAAUUUGAUGUGUAA